UCGCGCAGGUAGUAUAAAAACAUUUUGUACUUAUCAAGCUUCAGGAUAAAUCAAACAAUGCAAUAAUAAAAGUACAAGAUUUGGAAAAAAACCCGCAUGGAUAUAUAAAAAUUUUUCAUGUUGAAGUUUAAUUGUUAUCUUUAGAUUGAAAAGUGCCUCGUCAGACAAGUCAUUUACAACUUAGCUCAUACUGAGCAAUUGUUUGUCCGCCCACGAUCUAUGCUGUCUGUUUUCAUAACGGUUUUAGUUAGUCAGCUGCCACACGCUUGCUAGCAUUCUUUACAUUUUGUUAGAUGCUAUGUUGUCGCAAAACGUAUUGGUACGAACUGGAAAUAUACUUUCCUUAAAUGAGGCAAAAACAAAAGCUAGUCAAAACUCCACGAACGAGCUAAUUGAAACAUUAAAAAUUGUACUUAGAGACAAUGAAGGCAGUGGUGAAAAUCCAGUAUUCAUUCAAGGUGUAAAAGAUAAUUCUUUGAAAGAUAUAAACAGAGAAGAUGUUAAAAUAACAGUAAAAGUAUUCAUGUCAUCACCUGAUGUAAACUUAUUGAAAGAGGCUAUAGAUCAAGUGUGUAAUUCUCUGAAUAUAAAUGCAAUUGAAUCUUUGGUAAUUGCCUACUCAGGCAAGGAAGACUCAGAAGACAUAUUGGAAGCGUUGAAACAUUUAUGGGCUGGAAUAGAAGAAUAUGUCAAGAUUGGAAAACUGUCCAGUGUUGGUUUAAGUGAUGUCAACACAAAUGUAUUUAUUGAGUUGUUUCAGUGGGCAAAUAUAAAACCAAAUAUUGUACAAAUUAGUUUAGUUACAUGUUGUGUUGUACCACCAGCACUGCAGGCAUUCACUAAAGAAAAUGAUGUACAAUUGUUAACGCAUAACGACCCGGAACAAAUCCUUUCUCAAGACGACCUAGAUGGAAUUUUCAAUACCAAUGCAACUUUAUACUGGGUAACAAGAUAUCAAAUUCAUCUGAAAUGUCGUGGUAUUUUAUCAUCAAAGGGUUACCUCGUAUAUGUUAAUAAAGUAAAAUGA
Habropoda laboriosa is the source of this 1027-nucleotide messenger RNA. It is a transcript of the gene Gclm, whose product is annotated as glutamate--cysteine ligase regulatory subunit. The coding region runs from base 299 to 1027 and encodes 242 amino acids. Gene Ontology annotation, biological process: glutathione biosynthetic process. Gene Ontology annotation, cellular component: glutamate-cysteine ligase complex. The record is from RefSeq and is a predicted model, not a curated record. The transcript is spliced from 6 exons. NCBI's taxonomy places the organism in Eukaryota, Metazoa, Arthropoda, Insecta, Hymenoptera, Apidae. Gene Ontology annotation, molecular function: glutamate-cysteine ligase catalytic subunit binding; enzyme regulator activity.